Debaryomyces tyrocola is the source of this 3195-nucleotide messenger RNA. The record is from the annotation of a GenBank genome assembly. NCBI's taxonomy places the organism in Eukaryota, Fungi, Ascomycota, Pichiomycetes, Serinales, Debaryomycetaceae.
AUGGUUUGGGUAGAUGCUUAUCCUACGUCACUGAUAUCCUUAACUGGAGAUGAGCCUAUUCUAAAACUUAUUCGUAUCCCACAUACUCCCCUAAUUGGAUUGUUGACUAAAUCAAGUUUGUUGAUUUACAAUCAGCAUUCCUUAUUGUUAGUAGCACAUCAUAUAAGAACCGACGAGUCAUUACAACAACAUGGAGAAAAUAUCAACGUAAAAUGCAAGCAUAUAUCGGUUAACAAUGCUCAAUUACAACAAUUGGCUAUCGUAAAUCUAUUCGUUGAAACAGAUUUAAGCUGUUUGGUGAUUUACCAAGUCAUGAUAAAUUAUUCGAAAUCUUUAUACGAAGUACAUAAUAAGCAAAAUGAUGAGUUAUUGCAAACAGGCUUACCAUUGAGUUUUACUUCACAUAAGUUUUCUUUGGUUAAUAUGAUAAAAUCAGCAACGAAAACUAUCAUGCAAGGGAAUCAAGUGCUGGUGAAUCUAGAGAAUAUAGAGCAUUUUAACAACUGUUCCAUUGAAGACGAAUUAAGCAAUUUCAAAAUUGAGUAUGUGAAGUUGUCGGUCUAUAAGGUAUUGAAAAUUGGUAUUGGGAUCUCAAAAUAUUGGAUUAAACAAAAUUCCCACAAUGUUCUACUUUUUAAUAAUAAGAACGAAAAAUGUUCUGGUGAUCAUGCUCAGUCAUUGCCAGAAGACGAUAAUUAUUUCCAACUUAUAAACAUAAAGAAUUUUAAGAAUGAAGUGUUUCAAUUUUCGGAACUAGAAUGGUAUGAUCACGAUUCGAAAGUUAUGCACAUUACAUUUAAUUACUAUCGGAACUUCAUUUUAUUGAUUAAUGACAAAUGCCAAAUAUGGUAUAUGAAAUUUGAACAAGGUGAAGACUUAAAAGUUAAAAUAGUUGGUCUGAAAGUAUUUGAAUUUGACGAAGUAGAAACACCCGAAUACAAAAUAUCUUUCAAUCCCAAAUUUGACUUAGUUUCAAUAAGAAUAGGCAGUAAAAUUAAACUAUUCAAAUUCCAUGAAAAGACAAAUACUAACUCAUUGGAAUUCGUCAAAGAUAUUGACUUUGAAUUCACCAAUGGUGAGAUAGAGAUCCACUGGUCGCCAUGUGGUAAAUUUUUUGUGGUGUUUAACAAAGAGUCUGGAUAUUGGUCCAUCUACUCAAAGUUUGGUAAUAACUCGUUUAGCUCGUUUGAAAUCUUGAAUGAAGCUAAUUCCCAGAAUAAUGCCGAUACUGACCCUAUCACAAAUUUUCUAAAGAUUUCAAGCGUAUUAAUUACCUCCAACUCAAGUCAAUUGAUAUUAAUGAAUAAGAACAAAACCCAUUUAUAUUUGGUUGACCUAUUAUCGUUAGCCAACGGGAACCACUCUGGAUCAAGUUCAGAUUUAAUUUUUUACAAUAAUGAGUAUAUCAGUAUAUUGUCCAACUACAGUGCCAACGCGGCAAAUAAUUUUAUUCGAUUCCCUAUGUUACCUUUAUUUAAGGAUAUAUUUAGAAAGAUUGAAAAUUUUAAUGGUUCAAGUUCAUCGGUUAAAUAUCCGAGUGGACAAUUGCGAUUCUCGUCUAAUAGAUAUAGACAGAUAUCGGUAACAUACGGAGACCACAUUGCCGUUUCUACUCCAUAUAAUAGUGGGCAUGAUGUUAACCAGAUAUUAUGGUUCAAUUUCCGUGACUAUUACAUUGAACCUCUUAACAUAAUUGAACAUUUUUGGUUUGAUGAUUAUUUAAUUCUAUUUAAUAGAACAGUGCAGGAGGGUAUUUUUGUUGAUGAAAUUAUGGUAUUAGAUACUUCGUUAUCAAAAUAUGGACAUGGUGGUACAAACUUCAAGUUUGAUAGUGAUUUGAUUAUUUGGAAGCACAACUUGAACUGUAAAUUUAUUUGUUAUGAAUUGAGUGAUCGAGAAGAGACUACAUUGAAAGGAAAUGGAAUUGAUCUAAGUAAGAAUUUAAUGAUUGUAACCGAUGAUAAGAAAAUUAUUAUAUUCGAAUUAUCAAAAUAUGAGUCAAGUAUGCUUAUCAAGAAACGUUUGCAAAGCGGAAACCCACAUCGAAAUCUGGAUGAUCUGGAUGAUUCAGAUGUUAAGAAUUAUAAGAUUUUCAUUGGCUUAAGCAAAACAGUUCAUUUGAAUAGUAUCCAGGAUAAAUUGGCCAUACCCGAUAUCAGCCAGGUCAGCAUGGUGGAGAAUAAGCAUUUCUUAUUAUUGUUGAAUAAUGGGGAUUUAUUUUUAUUGAAAAACUAUACUUCGAAGCCAUCGAUGGACGAAUCAAAUGGUGCAUUAAAGCAACCGAGUAACAUGUACGAAUUAAUCAAAAUAAAGGGAUCGAUCGAGUAUUAUCAAUUACAAUCGAUUAAUUACAUCAAACAGAAUAAAAUAUCUUACUUGUACUUAUUCAACGGUGAGUCCUUAUUGAUUUAUAAUUUACUAGAAAUGAUUGAACUGGCAUUUGGCACUCAUAAUCGCGUACCUGAUAACAUCGACGAUUUGGAACUUCGAAUGGUUGAUCCAAUUACCAUUGCGGUGCACGAUUUCCAACCCCUCGUCAUCGAAAACACCGUUAGUGAGAGUUCAGCAGGCCUCAAGUCAAUUGAUCUCGUAGGAUUGGAAAGCAUCUCAUUCUACAAAAACAAUUAUUUGAUUGUGAAAAACAAAAUGAACCAUAAAUUAAUUCUAAACAAUUUCAUAGAAUAUGACGUCUCCACAAAAUUCGACAUCGAAUCGAUCUUGCUCAAAUACCAGCCGUUCAAUAACUUCGACUACUGUCUCGAGUUGCUAUUAUUCAACUACCUUACCUCCAACAGUGCUGACUAUCUCUCCAAGAUCAUCGAGCUAAUCAACCACACAUACCUGCCUGAGUCCAUCUACAUCAACUGCUUGAGAAAAAUAGAAAUUGCCUACUGGCAAACCUUUUUUGAACAUUUGAAGACAACUCCAACCGAGUUCAUGAAUAAGUUAAUCGAAAUCGGCAGUGUGGAAUUAUGCUACAACUAUCUCAUCAUUUACCUAAACUUCAAGAAAGAACACGAAGACACCUCGUCUGACAUAUCAUUAGAUUCGCAUGACACUGAGAUCAUUCUUAAAAUCAUCAAAAUGCUCGAUAAAUCUCAAAACUGGGACUGGUGUUUCGAGCUUUGUCGGUUCAUAAAGCUAUUGGAGCCUUCAGGCAACUUGUUAAAACAAAUCGAAGUAGUACUUAAGUAA